Telopea speciosissima is the source of this 546-nucleotide messenger RNA. Its product is annotated as protein DELETION OF SUV3 SUPPRESSOR 1(I)-like. Bases 126 to 347 code for a protein of 73 amino acids. The transcript is spliced from 3 exons. Gene Ontology annotation, biological process: mRNA export from nucleus; double-strand break repair via homologous recombination; proteasome assembly. Lineage: Eukaryota; Viridiplantae; Streptophyta; Magnoliopsida; Proteales; Proteaceae. The record is from RefSeq and is a predicted model, not a curated record. Gene Ontology annotation, cellular component: proteasome complex; proteasome regulatory particle, lid subcomplex.
UUUUCGGACAUUCUCAUCCUUCUCUUACUUGAAACCCUAGGACUCAAUCCACCGCCCUUGACACUAUCCGGCGAAGAACGAGCAUCCCCGGCCAACGACGUUCAGCUUUCUGAUAGCUGUUUGAAAUGGCGACAGAAUCCAAGACCGUGACAGAAGAUGCCAAGAUUGAUCUUUUUGAAGACGAUGAUGAAUUUGAAGAAUUUGAAAUUGGUGAAGAGUGGAAUGACAAGGAAGAGGGAAAUGAUGUCACGCAGCAAUGGGAAGAUGACUGGGAUGAUGAUGAUGUCAAUGACGACUUCUCUCUGCAGCUGAGGAGAGAACUGGAGAACAAUACUGAGAAAAGCUAAGUGCAUCAGUUGUCAGCUCCAUCUGUCAUUUACCUGCAUUGUCAUAAUCAUGUUGCUAGUGAUGAAGACGAUAUAGAUAUUUGCAUGUUAUGUAGAGAACUCAAUAGUUUUUAGAAGCUCAAACUAUGAACCCCCCUCCCCCUCCUUUUUGUGGGGUUCCUUAAUCUCUACUGAAUUAAGGGACCUUGGAGAAGUUAAA